Molecule: messenger RNA, 1899 nt
Organism: Cladophialophora immunda
Lineage: Eukaryota; Fungi; Ascomycota; Eurotiomycetes; Chaetothyriales; Herpotrichiellaceae
Exons: 1
Coding region: 295-1557 (420 amino acids)
Source: RefSeq, a predicted model, not a curated record
CCCAAAUUGAUCCGCCUCGUCCAGCAUUCAAGGUCUACUCGAUGUCACCAGACUGUCGUCGUCUUCAUUCUCCUUUGGAUCUCCUCCUGCGAUAACAUCGUUCUCAUUACCGUGGUGUCAAGCCAAGUUGUACCCAGCAUCUGUGGCCAAAGUCCUCAACAGCGCCGCAGAUGCGACAAAACCAGCCGUGACGACGAUGCGACCAGAUUCGACCAGCUCUAACGAGCAUCAUACUGCAAAUUUUGACCCAAUUCAACCAGCACCCCGAAGAUCCUGAUCGCGUAUCUAGAGAUCAUGUCUAGUCUCUCGGAGACAGUAUACAACAACAGCUACGGACCCCCAGUCACCGAAAUCAACUGCGUCUAUCCGAUUUCUGGCACCUACGGUCUCCUUCCACGUCUCCUCUACUAUGUAACCUUGGUGUUCGCCAUCUUCGGUCGCAGAACAGAAUGGCUCAUCGUUGGCGCCCUCGUGAGCGCGCUCACAUACGCAGGAACUUCGGCAAUUCAUCUCAUGACUCUUAUCACCAGCAAAGCGGGAGUCUACGACUUGGAUAUCAUGGCCGCGUGGGCGGUGUUAUCUACGGGCGCGCUCGCCUAUAUUGGUAUCAUCCAUUGGAGUUCUUCGCUAAGAGGAACACGCGCCCGGGUCAUCAUGGUCGCUUGGGGGUUUUUGGUAGGCACCAGCUUGAUCUUUGGGCGGGCGGAACUGUUCGAUACGCCGAUCGACCCGCCUGAACCCGCCUGCUAUUCUCCAAAUGGGGUGCUAUUGGAGUAUCCUAUCCAAAAGUUGAUGAACCCGGACUUUGCAAACUGUUCCUACAAAUGCUUCAACAUCUCGAAGCCGAUGAGACAGAAGUCGGAGAUCAUUGCCGUACCCCACCGGAUCUUGGAUAAUUCACAAUACAGAACAUCCACCUACGUGUUGGUUGGACCGAUCCAGUUUGCUGCCUACGCGGCGCUCAGUAUGGACGUUCAGGAACACACCCCAUCGGUUUUGUGCACGAAAUUGAUCAUGAGCUACCUGAUUCAUCCGGGCCACCGGGAGCAAUUUACCAAAACAGUUUACAAGGCGAGCAUGGAACGGUGGUACGGUGGAUACUUCGCAUUGUUUGGCUACGUGCGUCGGGCGAGGUGGUCGUUGAGGAAGUUGGCGUUGUCUUCAUUCAUCAUUCCAUGGAUGAUGCUGGGGUUGGCAAUUGAUAUUCUGUGUUUGCCGCUCAUGGUGUGCAAUAUUGUGAUGAAUGAACUCGCAUUGAUGCACGGGGGUCUCCCGACGAAUGAGGCAAAUAUUGCAAUCGGCCAGUGGGGGACCAUUGUGAAUUCAGUGCUUGUCUUGAUAGCGGCCUGCAUGAACAAGGGAAUGGAGAUAUGGGACAGAAGGAAAAAGACGAAAGAGUUGGACAGUGUUGUCGACAGCGUUGUGACUGUGGUUUCUGACGACGCUGAGAGGGGCAUGGCGGACGGCGGCGGACAGGAGGUCGGAGUGGUCAAACCCGCGCUCGCCCACGUCCAGACUUUACAAGACAUGGAGGAUCUGAUGAAGCGGCCAAAGUGAAGGAAGGUCCCCUGAGAUUUUUCAGAAACCCAUUGCAGACCCUUCCGCCGCAUAGCCUUUCUAUGAGCUCCUAUCACCACCUCCAGCAGAAGAACCGAAGCUGCGAAGCAAUAUUUCGAUGAGGUCUGUUCGAGCAUUUCGGAGCAGUCGAACAUGGAAUGAGCGGCCACGAAACGAGACUUUAUGAGUCACACGCAGACAGACCGCAAGAACGAAAAGGGCGGUUCAUAUUUACACCUUACAAGGGAGAGAUAGUGGUGGACACGGAGCGGAUGUUGGCUGAGUGCAUUAGCCGCCGCCCAGCCUUGUUCUUUUACGAUAUGUCGGGUAUAGUACGGCGAG